This is a messenger RNA of Lactuca sativa (garden lettuce), 1560 nucleotides long. Its product is annotated as zinc finger protein ZAT9. The record is from RefSeq and is a predicted model, not a curated record. Lineage: Eukaryota; Viridiplantae; Streptophyta; Magnoliopsida; Asterales; Asteraceae. Gene Ontology annotation, biological process: regulation of DNA-templated transcription.
UUUUUUUUUUUUUUUUAAAUUUUUUGAGGUGGUCUAUGCAAUUAAAUGAUUUUAGGGACCCGUCGUGUAGCUUUUCAAAAGCUAGAAGGACUAUAGUUGGUAAUAAUAAUUUAGUCUUAAGUGAAGGGUAGUUUUGAAAGUCAUAGCAAAGCUGAAGGGUAAAAGUUGUAAUUUUGUAUAAUUAAAGGCCUCCUUUUUAGCGGAGGAAUGCUUGUCACCUACUCCUCCCCUUCAUCAAUCUCAUGCUACACCGCUAGAGAGAGAAACAAGGAUCGCACCUCUGUACCUGUACAGAGAGAAACAGCACACACAUACUACACACACACUGCGUGUAGGAUCUCUUCCAUGGAGGGAAGAAUGUGUAAGAUAUGUAAUAAGGUGUUCUCUAAUGGCAGAGCUUUGGGUGGUCAUAUGAGAUCUCAUUUAGUCACCUUACCCAUUCCAUGGAAGAAACCAAUUCAUGCGUUGCAACUCAGUAGUCGCACCACAACCGACUCAACUACUUCAGCUUCACUAUCAUGUGAUCAUUCGGAGGAUGACGAAGACCAGGAGAAGAUUUUGAUGUACGGAUUAAGGGAGAAUCCUAAGAGAAGCUUCAGAGUGGCGGAUCCGGAGUUUAUGGAUCACGGAGGGUCCGGGUUUGUGCUUCAGGAAGACAGGGAGAGUGAGACGGAGGUGAACCGAAAGAUGAAUCCGACUCGGAAGAGAUCGAAGAGAGCCAGGGUUACGCGUUCGGUGAAGGAACCGAGUUUGAGUACUGAUUUGGAACCGGUGAUCAUGAGUUCGGUAUCUGAUCAUAUUAAUUCUGCCGAGGAGGAUGUUGCUCUGUGUUUGAUGAUGCUUUCACGUGAUGUCUUGAGCUUCAUUAACUCAGGCGAGUCUAAUCCGAGCCAGAAUCGGUCCAAGUACCAGUGCGAGACUUGCGACAAAGUGUUCGACUCGUUCCAAGCACUGGGUGGUCAUAAAACGAGUCACCGGAAAAUCGAUAACGAUUUCGCUUUCUCCGGCGGUGGCAACAAGUCUAGGAAGAAUGUAGCUCAGGAUGAUGGGAAAUUACAUGAAUGCCCGUAUUGUUAUCGGGUGUUCGGGUCGGGUCAAGCAUUGGGUGGGCAUAAGAGGUCACAUGUAUUGGGCUCAUCAACAACAACUGCUUCAGACUCUUUUGGUGGUAAAGGCGAUGCAAGUGUAAAUUUGGUUAAUUCUACCAAAGCCCAGGGUAAUUUGGUAAUUAUAGAUCUUAACUUGCCAGCUCCAACUGAAGAUGAAGAAAACUCAGCCGUCUCGGAUGCUGAAUUUUACCAAUCCCCGUUGCAUCUUUGACUCUGCAGUGAUGUCAAAUUACAUACCCUUCUACCAAAGCCCAGGGUAAUUCUACCCUUCUCGAUUUGAUUAAAUUUUCUUCUUUGAACCUGAUGUGGGGUAUAUUGGGGAAUUUAGUCCAUUGUCAAAAAGAAAAGAAAAGAAAUUCUGAAAAAAUUUCAGAUACAUGCCUUUGUAUUGGAAUUUUUCUCUCAUGAAGUUAUCUUCUCGGCUUCUCCUAUAAAUUAUUAUUAUUUUUUA